AUGCCUCUUUCACUUAGGUGGCAAGAAUAUAUCAGUAAUUUGCAAGAGUACUUAACAGAAGAAUGCAUUUCUUUAUAUGGAGCUCGAGGUGUGAAAGCUAGCAAGUUAAGCAAACUAAUUGGAGCUCGAGGAGUGAAGGGACUUGGAGUUACGACUCCAUUGCCGCCUAAAGGUCAUGAUUAUCUUAGCGUAGGGUUUAACAAUGAUGCCAGGCGGUUCAUUGUUCAUACAAAACUGCAUUGUGAUGCAGGUUUUUUGGAGCUUCUCUAUAAAUCAGCUGAAGAAUAUGGUUUUGAUAAUGAAGGCAUUCUGAUGAUUGCAUAUGAAGCAAAGGAUUUCGAGGAGUGGAUGAUUACUAGGGCUAAGGAAAAGGUUACUUGGGUUGAAUCCGCCUAA
This is a messenger RNA of Populus euphratica (Euphrates poplar), 396 nucleotides long. RefSeq lists its product as uncharacterized. Gene Ontology annotation, biological process: response to auxin. Bases 1 to 396 code for a protein of 131 amino acids. The transcript has a single exon. NCBI's taxonomy places the organism in Eukaryota, Viridiplantae, Streptophyta, Magnoliopsida, Malpighiales, Salicaceae. The record is from RefSeq and is a predicted model, not a curated record.